Messenger RNA from Penicillium soppii, 1083 nucleotides. RefSeq lists its product as uncharacterized. Bases 1 to 1083 code for a protein of 360 amino acids. The record is from RefSeq and is a predicted model, not a curated record. Lineage: Eukaryota; Fungi; Ascomycota; Eurotiomycetes; Eurotiales; Aspergillaceae. The transcript has 5 exons.
AUGGUGCGCUCGUAUUUGAAUGUUAGUCGAUUCUGGAACUCAUAUGCCAUGCCUUUGGACACCAUAUAUCUGACCCGACAUGGGCACCGGCUCAACUGGACCAUCGAUUUCAGUACGGGAACCUACAAGUCCCAGUUCCCCACGCCGUCAGGGAAUCCAGCAGACCCGGCUUUGACUUCGCAUGGUGUCCGUCAAUCGCAUGAGCUCGCAUCGCACAUCGCCAGCCCCCAGUUCCAUCCGAAGCCAUUCCGGGUCUAUUCGAGUCCUUUCUAUCGCUGCCUGCAAACGAUUCAGCCCACGGUCGAAGAGCUGAAGAGGAUCCAUGAGUCUGGAGAGAGCCAGAACGGGGCUUGUGGCCUUGGUUUGAUUGAUCGACAUGCGAAGCUAGAUGUGCAGAUUGAGAAUGGACUAGGAGAAUGGUUCGGUGCAACGGACUUCUUCGACCACCCCUCGCACCCGACAACAGAGGAGAUGUCAAUACACUUCCCAACACUGCUCCCACCAGCCAGUGUGCACCAGAAGCCUCUGUUGAUUCCCUCCACACGUGGCGAGACAAUAACUCAGCUUCACAACCGUGUGGCAACAACUUUGGCAGGUAUUAUUGCCGACAUUGAUGCGCAGGUCUCUGCGCUGGAGGCGAACUUACCCGUAGAACAAAGAAAAAGCAAGUCCGUUUUGAUCUGCGCACAUGCAGCUCCGCUAAUCGCAAUGGGCCGGGCGUUGACGGGCCGCAUGCCACAUGAUAGCUCAGAGGAAGAUUUCAACGUGUUCACUGCUGGUAUGAGCACUUUCAAGCGCAGGAAUUUUUCCCUCGACGGCGCGGAAAGCAAUGAUCACAAUGGAAAACAGGAGAGUCUACUGGCUAAGGGAACCCGGUUCAUUCGUGCGUCGGAAUCUGUGCCGCAGUGGAGAGGGCGUGGUGUGGGAGGUGGAUGGGACUGUGUUGCAAAUGGCGAUUGUAGUUUCUUGAGCGGAGGCGCCGAGCGUGGAUGGCACUUUGAUGGCGAAGAGAAUUUCCAAUCGGGUCCUAUGGGUCCAUCGUCGGAAACAGCCGCGAGUACUACAGCCAGCACGAAGUUGUGA